AUGAUGGAAAAAAAUACAAAUACACCGGCCCCAGGUCAUCCAGGCUACGCGGAAAUUCCGGGCCAUGGAUCCAAGGGAUCUGCAUCAAAAAGAAGGAAAACUGCAGACUCAAAGACUAGUAACACAGCAUCAUCAACAUCAUCAACAUCAUCAACAUCAUCAACAUCUGCAUCAUUAGCAACAAUAGAUAUGACUGUUUCAUCCCCUGGGGUGUCUGGAGGACCCACCAUACAACGUCGAUCUACACCCAAUCCUGGAGCCUCUGGAGGUUCCUCAGGCACUGGUCGACGACGAGGUCCUUCUGCAGCUGCUACAGCAGCAGCGGCUGCAGCAAAGUUUGCAGAACCUAUUCUUCAAUUCCCAGUCCGCAUCAACCCCCCACCACCACAACCCCAAGAUGCAGGAAUCAUCCCGCAUGCCCCGCACCUGGUCCCCGCGUCUUUCGACGAGAUUGCACGUCAUCCUCUCGUGAAACCGACACCAGAAUUAAGAGAAGCCAUUAGUGGAGUGGUAGGAAUGGUAUUAGGGGGAGUAGUAGGAGGAGGCAUUAAUGACACGCCUGUGUACUCUCCGCGACCGAUUAUGGGUGGAUCGACAGUAAACACCAUGGGCGGGGCCGUUGCAGCAGCAUUGGCCACGGGCCCAUUGUUGGCACAGAUUCAACGGCCUGGAUCAGCGUUUAGUACGGGCACCGCAACACCCAAUGCAAGUAGUAGCCGGGCGUCUUCCAAAGAGGGGACACCCGAUGCAACAGCAGCAACGAGUAUGACAGAAAAAAGCAAUGAUAAUAAACGCGCGUUAUUAUACUAUACAGACGACCAUCCACAGAAUCGUCGAGGGUUCCGAUACACACACUGCAAAGCAGUGGGGUCUGCGCUGCCGGCAUUACAAUACACAGCUAUUGAGGUUCCACCAUAUGCUGCUCGGGCGUCUUAUUUUGAUCGGUCGCCGAGCGUUGCACUUUCUAAAGAUGCGAUGACGGUGUCGACGUUGCGGGGGUUUAGCACAGCUCGGGCCAAUGUUUUUGUGCGAGAAGGUCACUGGUACUACGAGACUCGGAUUCUACACGGCGGGGAAAGUAAGGCUGUGACAGGUGGGGGGUCUGGUACAGCGGCGACAUUUGUACCUAAUGGGGCAGGAGGCAUGAGUGAUACCACGGGGACUGGAACAAGCACGGGGGAAAGCACGCCGGACGUGUUUUGGGGGGAUGGGAAAGCGGCGGAGGCAGCGGCACGGACACGCGCUCAACGUCUUGCAGCAGGAGGACACGUACGGCUGGGGCUAGCCCGACGAGAGGCAUGUUUACAGGCUCCCGUUGGGUUUGAUGGGUAUGGUUAUGGACUACGGGACACGACGGGGGAAGCGGUUCAUUUUUCACGGCCGCGGCGGUUUGGAAAGGGGGAUGGAGUGAUGAGUGAGGAAGGGUUUGGUGCUGGGGAUGUGAUUGGAUUACAUGUUUAUUUACCGCCUAUUGAAAGUUAUAUGGGGAAACUACGUGCGCGGGAUGGUAAGGCUGCGACAUUGUCAUAUGGGACAGUGAGCCGGGACCGGAUUCCAAUUAAGUAUAAGGGGCAGUUAUAUUUUGAGUUGCUUGAGUAUCAGCCAGUGAAGGCGAUGGAGGACAUGAUAUUUUCCAAUAAGCGGGGGCCUAAUGGGGGGAUUAUUGAAGAGGAAGGUGGAGUGGAAGUUGGAGGAACAGCAAUAGGACAUGAAGAGUUUUUAGAAACGAUACCUGGGUCAUAUAUUGAUGUGUAUAAGAAUGGAAGGUAUUUGGGGAGGGCGUUUACAGAUCUUAAAUCAUUUAUGCCGCCGAGCUCGAAGCAUGGUAGGAAUAAGGAUUUGGCGCCUCCAACGGCAGUAACAAAGGGGAAUGAAGGGAUUGGGACUGGGACUGGAGGUGAAGGGACCGGAUGUGAAGGGACAGGAGAUGAAGGAUCAGUUUUUCCACUACUGCCGUUGCCAGCACCAGCACCGGCACCAGCACCAGCACCGGCACCUAUAGUUUCUCGACGAAACAACAAUAAUAAUAUUCGCAAGAAGAUUUUUUCACCUGAUGAUGGGCAGUUGGGGUAUUAUCCGGCGAUUUCAGUAUUUAAGGGAGGAAUGGCACAGUUUAAUUUUGGUCCACAUUUUGAUUGUUUACCCGAUGAGAUUAGAGCACGGAUGGAAUAUUCCAAAUGUUCAAGGUGGGGUGGAGGGGAAGAUAUAAUAGUUGGAGAAGAGGAGGUGAUUCGGCCAAUGUGUGAGAGAUAUGAUGAGCAAAUUGCUGAAGAUAUUGUGUAUGAUGUGAUUGAUGAGAUUGAGUUUUCAUUACAGGAGUGA
Messenger RNA from Magnusiomyces paraingens, 2322 nucleotides. RefSeq lists its product as uncharacterized. The record is from RefSeq and is a predicted model, not a curated record. The coding region runs from base 1 to 2322 and encodes 773 amino acids. Gene Ontology annotation, molecular function: transcription cis-regulatory region binding. The transcript has a single exon. Lineage: Eukaryota; Fungi; Ascomycota; Dipodascomycetes; Dipodascales; Dipodascaceae. Gene Ontology annotation, cellular component: Set1C/COMPASS complex.